Myxocyprinus asiaticus (Chinese sucker) is the source of this 4562-nucleotide messenger RNA. Its product is annotated as 5-hydroxytryptamine receptor 4-like. The record is from RefSeq and is a predicted model, not a curated record. Gene Ontology annotation, biological process: chemical synaptic transmission; adenylate cyclase-activating adrenergic receptor signaling pathway; regulation of appetite. Lineage: Eukaryota; Metazoa; Chordata; Actinopteri; Cypriniformes; Catostomidae. Gene Ontology annotation, cellular component: plasma membrane. The transcript is spliced from 7 exons. Gene Ontology annotation, molecular function: G protein-coupled serotonin receptor activity. Bases 144 to 1418 code for a protein of 424 amino acids.
AGCAACGGAACUGUCCGCGCGCGCGUAUCGUUUCCAGUUUGCGCUGACAUAACCGUCGCUUGAAACUCACACAACUGGGUCCACAUUCGGUGAACUCGGCGAAUCCUAGAAGUUGUCUGUUUCUUUCCAAGCCUGUCUCUUCCAUGCCAGGAUGUGAAUUUUCAAAGGAUUUAAAGCCGUGCCAUGGUUUUGACCCGCGCGCUCCACACAGAAAUGGGCCGCUCUGGAUCUAUGGGUACAUGAAUCUGAGUUCUACCGGCCAGAUGCCUGAGAUGGAGGAAGUAGAUACCAAUGAGAGCAACGGGUUGGCGAAGAGGGUUGCUCUCAUCAGCUUCCUGUCGCUGGUCAUGCUCAUGAGCGUCCUGGGCAACCUGCUGGUUAUGGUGGCUGUCUGCAAGGACCGUCAGCUCAGGAAAAUCAAAACCAACUACUUCAUCGCCUCACUGGCAUUUGCUGAUCUGCUGGUAUCAGUGCUGGUGAUGCCGUUUGGUGCCAUAGAACUAAUCCAUCAGAACUGGAUCUUUGGUGAGACCUUCUGCCUGGUCCGCACCUCUCUGGACGUGCUGCUUACCACCGCCUCCAUCCUACACCUGUGCUGCAUAUCCCUAGACAGGUACUAUGCCAUUUGUUGCCAGCCACUGGUCUACAGGAAUAAGAUGACACCGCUGAGAGUGGCUCUAAUGAUCGGAGGAUGCUGGAUAAUUCCAACUGUUAUUUCCUUCUUACCAAUAAUGCAAGGCUGGAACAGUAUUGGAAUAAAUGAUUUGAUAGAGAAACGGAAGGUCUCCGGCAACUCCACAGUGUGUGUCUUCAUGGUGAACAAGCCAUAUGCGCUGACCUGCUCAGUUGUGGCCUUCUACUUACCACUCAUCCUGAUGGUGCUGGCCUACCAGCGCAUCUAUGUUACGGCUCGAGAACACGCCCGGCAGAUCAACAUGCUGCAGCGGGCAGGAGGAGCAGGGAACGCAGCCUCGGACAGCGCGGACCACCAACGCAACCACCGUAUGCGCACUGAAACCAAGGCAGCCAAGACUCUUUGCAUCAUUAUGGGCUGCUUUUGCCUCUGCUGGGCACCUUUCUUUAUCACAAAUGUGGUGGAUCCUUUCAUAGACUACAGUGUUCCUGAGCAGCUGUGGGCAGCUUGCCUCUGGCUGGGAUACAUUAACUCCAUGCUCAACCCCAUCCUCUACGCCUUCCUCAACAAGUCCUUCCGUCGUGCCUUCCUCAUCAUUCUCUGCUGUGGACAUAAACGUUACCGUCGACCUUCCAUCCUAGGGCCUGGAACGCCCUGCGCGGCUACACAGAUCAAUGGCUCUACACACGUCCUGAAGUAUUCAGUUCUUCACAAUGGAAACCACACUGAACACGAGAAACUGUCAGUACAGAAUGACACAGAGUCCCAAGAGUCAUGUUUCUGACACAGGUCACCCUCUAAUGAGGACCAUCACUGGAAGGUGCCAUUCCAUACCACCCUGCCUGCAGCUCAGACCCAGCCAGAGCAUUUCAGGACUCACAUACAGGGAGUCAGACUGAAGUAUUUGCACAAAGAGCUGGUGAACAAUGAAGGAAAGCCAAAUGUAUUUGGUCUAUGUUUUAGGAUAUGAAUAUUUCCAUUGUAAAGGAAUGGUGGUAAAAUUCCCUCAAUAUGUUUAUUUCCUUUUUGGUUCUCCUGGGAAUGCUAUUUCCAAACCAAAAAACAUCUUACAAGCUUUAUCUGGAGAGGCUUUGAUUAGAUCGAGAGUCAGGAUUGCACUUUCUAAAAAGUACUGCACAAAAACUGGGUAGCUAAGAUGACACUUUGUUCAAAAGUUCCAGAUUUGUUUUAUUCUAAAAGGCAAAGAUAGUUAAGACUCAAAAACAUUCACAACACACACAGUAUUAAGAGGUACAACUGGUAGCACUGAUAAGGGAUUGAUUUUUCUUUCCAUGUUUUUAGCAAUGAAAUCUCAGACCAACAGUUGAUGCUUUAUAACAACAUGGAAUUUCACCUGAAUUUAAAGUCUUAAAUUAAAAAGAAAGGCCUUUAAUAUUAAGAGACAAUAACUCAUUUAAUUGUGAGAUCAAAGCAUGAAAGAAUACAAUUUCUGUCUGUUGGUGGGGAAAGAUGUUUUGAGAUUCAGCGUGCACAUUUGAAUGAAGAGGAAUGCAGCAGAAGUCAUGCCUUUUGGUAAAUUAAAUCUAUUACAAAGGUGCACCACCAAAUGAAUUUAUAAAAACAUCAUGUGAAAUAUAUUUAGUUCUUCUUCUUUUUUAAGUUCUAGACUCAAAUGCAGAAUCCUUAUACCAAGGAUUUUUGCAGGGUAAUAACUUUUUCUUCUGGCCAUGAAAAUGGCCUUCAGGGAGAAACUUACUAUCUCCAUUUUUUGUCAUUUCCUUGAUAUUAAUUGAAAGCUCCUUUAUGUACUGUAAGACUUCUAAGGCUCUUUGAGCAAUGAGGUGUACUGGUCACAGACAACAAACUGGUGCUCCUAGCUAGUUCACGCAGUUGGCUUUUCUGUAAACCUCUCUGAAUAGGCAUAUGUGCUUGUCUUGAACCCACGGCUGACCAUUCCCAGUCAGGUCAGUAUUGUGCUUCCCAUGCAUCACAAUUCACUGGCAUGCACAGUAUUUGUGAGAGUGCUUUAGCUACAUGAUACCUGGUGACUCUGCCUGUUACUGACAAUGUGUCAGGGCUCUCCAAACAAAACAUUUGGUGGCAGCAAUCAGGGCCAAAUUUCAGCUACUAUGUCUUAAACUGCAGAAGAUGAAUAUAGGUUACCCUGAGGUUGAGUGGCUGCAAUUGUUUUGGGCAAAAUAAUGAUCAGAAAUCUGAAGUUGUUCUUGCAGAAGUUCUUAAGGCAUAAUUCAUCCAAAAAUGAAAAUUCUGUCUUCUUUUAGUCACCAUUUAAAAGAAGACAGAAGUCUUUUAUUUAUCAUUCCAAACCAGUGUGACUGACUUCCAAGCUGCUUUUCUCCAUAUAAUGACUAUAGAGAGUGACCAAAUUUCAUUCAUGCUUUUGUGUAAUGAAAUCAGUCUCAAGACACAUGAGAACCAAUGGCAUUAAUGACGCAUCUUGAGGCACCAGGUUUGAAUCUGCAAAUGUGCAAAUGAGAUUUGAGAGCUGCGAUUGAAGGGAACAUUUUUAGUGCAUAUGGCAUAAAUUUCAGUCUGUUCCUUACACAAACCUAUUUUAUGGCAAAAAUGUCUCCUUUCAUGUUCCACUGAAGAAAGAAAAUCAUACAGGUUUAAAAUUAUAUGAAGGUGAGUAAAUAAUGACAGAAUUUUCAUUUUAGGAUGAAUUAUACCUUUAAGGAUACAUAAUGCAGUACUUCAUUUGAAUGCUUCCAAGACAUCACAAGGGGAAAUAUACCGCUCAGUGAAUCUAAUUUCAUGGACAAAACGUAAGAAUAAUUUAUUUAUUUUUUCAAAUAGAUUUUUUUAUUUAACUAAAAACUUCCUAAGCAGUGGUGUGCCAUAAUAAGUCUGACUUCUAGAGAUGAGGGCCUCAAUAUAUUUGCUCCUUAGAGAGCCCGACACAGCAGAACUGACCCAGAACAAUUCCAUCCCCUAAUUUCAGCACUUGCCAGUCUGCAACCUUGAACCGUGCCUCUCUAUCUAAAAUUAAUCACUUAUGGGAACACAAAUUGUUGUUUGAAUUGAUAUAAGAAAUGUAAAUAUUUUAAGUUUUUUGUGUCAACAGGUUUCAUGAGGGGGAAAAAAGCUUAAUUUUUUGCUGUUUUGCAGGGAAGUACUGACAGCUACACAUCUUUGACAAUAACGUUAACAUAAUACUUAGAACAAAAUAAAUAUCAAACAUGUACAGCUCAGCACUAUCCUCAUGCAUCAUUCUCCUGAUUAUUUUCCAAGGCGACCUCUCCUGCAAAUAAAGCACUUGUAGCACUUUUAUAAUAUAAAGAUUAUUGUAUCCACAAGUCAUUCAGUAUUCUGGUCAUGAAUAUGUUAUUGCAGACCAAACUAAUAUUUGAAGAAUAUGAAAGAAGAAUGAAUAUGACUUUGGUGAUCAGUUUUCAUAAUCGUAAUCAUUUGUUGGAGUGAUGUGCGUGAUAAUGUGAUGAAAUAACGUGACAGAAUGAGAGAAAGAGACUAAAAUUUGAUCAACCAAUAGAAUGAUCUAUUUUGGCUUUAUUUGUUGUAAUUCUGACCUGAAUUGCAAACAAACCUAGCUAUUACCCGGUUCAAGGGAAUGCCCACGUUCGGUUUCUUAUUUCAUGUUCAUAUGUUUUUCAGCUGAUAUUUAAUUUCUUAAUGUAGAGCUUAGUUUGAAGUCUAUUUUGUUUUUAUUGUACAUAGGAAUAUAUUUUUAUGCAAGAAAUUUGAUAGUGGCCCGUUUGUUCCUUUAAAUGCUUUAGUCCGAUGCAUCUCUUCUUCCAGCUUGGUAUAUAAGCAAACGCUGACCAUGAAUUCCACAGUGUCAUUCAAAGCAGUGUCCAUAAGCUGUAUGCCAGGUUACUUGUUUUUUUUACAAUUAAACAUGUACAUGGUCGUGCCUUCACAACCAUCUCACGGAUGUACAGAUCAUUGUGAUUUGCAGUGAAACUGUGCAAGUUAACACAAAUAAAUG